GGUGCUUUCUCCUUAACUGCCCUGGCCCUCGUUGCCAGAGGGCCCCCGGACUCGACGUACGAGACUGUCAAGAACAGGUCCAAGAAAAGCUCCAAGAAGGCAAAUACCAGCAACAGCAGCAAGUUGCCACCAGUUUGCUAUGAAAUCAUUACUUUGAAGACCAAAAAAAAGAAGAAGAUGGCUGCUGAUAUUUUUCCCCGUAAGAAGCCAGCCAACUCCAGUACAACCACUGUCCAGCAGUACCACCAGCAGAAUCUCAAUAACAAUAAUACUAUCCCAGCCCCUAAUUGGCAGGGGCUUUAUCCCACAAUCAGAGAAAGAAAUGCGGUGAUGUUCAACAAUGAUUUGAUGGCAGAUGUUCAUUUUGUGGUUGGGCCACCAGGUGGGACACAGCGGUUGCCAGGACACAAAUAUGUUUUAGCUGUUGGGAGCUCUGUAUUCCAUGCAAUGUUUUAUGGAGAACUUGCUGAGGACAAAGAUGAAAUCCGUAUACCAGAUGUCGAACCUGCUGCUUUUCUCGCUAUGCUGAAAUACAUCUAUUGCGAUGAAAUUGACUUGGCUGCUGACACAGUGCUGGCCACCCUCUAUGCUGCCAAAAAGUACAUCGUCCCUCACCUUGCCCGUGCCUGCGUCAACUUCCUGGAGACCAGUCUGAGUGCAAAGAAUGCUUGUGUGCUGCUCUCCCAGAGCUGCCUCUUUGAAGAACCUGACCUGACCCAGCGUUGCUGGGAGGUGAUCGAUGCCCAAGCUGAGCUAGCGCUUAAGUCUGAGGGAUUCUGUGAUAUUGAUUUCCAAACAUUAGAGAGUAUACUCCGCAGGGAGACUCUAAAUGCCAAAGAAAUUGUUGUUUUCGAGGCUGCUCUCAAUUGGGCCGAAGUUGAGUGUCAGCGCCAGGAUCUGUCACUGAGCAUUGAAAACAAACGGAAGGUCCUUGGAAAGGCGCUAUACUUGAUCCGAAUUCCCACCAUGGCCCUUGAUGACUUUGCAAAUGGCGCUGCCCAGUCUGGAGUUUUGACUCUGAAUGAAACCAACGACAUCUUUCUUUGGUACACAGCAGCCAAAAAGCCUGAGCUAGAGUUUGUGAGCAAUGCCCGUAAGGGCCUUGUUCCACAGCGCUGCCACCGCUUCCAGUCAUGUGCCUAUCGAAGCAACCAGUGGCGAUACCGGGGUCGGUGUGACAGCAUUCAGUUUGCUGUGGACAAAAGGGUUUUCAUUGCUGGCUUUGGCCUCUAUGGCUCCAGCUGUGGCUCAGCAGAAUACAGUGCCAAGAUUGAACUCAAACGCCAGGGCGUCAUUCUAGGACAGAACUUAAGCAAGUAUUUCUCAGAUGGAUCUAGCAACACUUUCCCAGUGUGGUUUGAGUAUCCGGUGCAGAUUGAGCCAGACACCUUUUACACAGCCAGUGUGAUUUUGGAUGGCAAUGAAUUGAGUUACUUUGGACAGGAAGGAAUGACAGAGGUUCAGUGUGGCAAGGUGACUGUCCAAUUUCAGUGUUCUUCAGACAGUACUAAUGGCACUGGUGUACAGGGAGGACAAAUUCCUGAACUUAUAUUUUAUGCUUAA
This is a messenger RNA of Gracilinanus agilis (Agile Gracile Mouse Opossum), 1563 nucleotides long. It is a transcript of the gene BTBD3, whose product is annotated as BTB domain containing 3. Gene Ontology annotation, cellular component: cytosol. The transcript is spliced from 5 exons. Gene Ontology annotation, molecular function: protein binding. NCBI's taxonomy places the organism in Eukaryota, Metazoa, Chordata, Mammalia, Didelphimorphia, Didelphidae. Bases 178 to 1563 code for a protein of 461 amino acids. Gene Ontology annotation, biological process: cerebral cortex development; neurogenesis; dendrite morphogenesis. The record is from RefSeq and is a predicted model, not a curated record.